AUUACAGGAACCUGUAUACCGCUUGCUGUCUGACUUUAACCUCAAUCAUGUCUCAAUUUUUAAAGAAAUCCAAUUUUUUAACAAUAGCGCAAAGAUUCAAGAGCAACCGUCGCUACAACUGGAAAGACGAAGGAAUUCAGUACUUCGGCUUCAAAUAUUAUCCGAGACACCCUGAAGAAUUCAAAGACCCCCCGUACACCCCAUCGAAGCUGUUCCGAGUCCAACGGAUCAAAGAACUCAAAGGUGUCCCCUUUUACGAAAAAAGACUCCUAGCAGAUUUUAAAUUAGACGGUAAAUUGAAUGAUGUAGCCAUCAUUAAAAACAUCCCAGAAAACAACCACAAAUUAUGGAAGAUCAAACAUCUGGUGAAAAUCGACCCGAUUACGUUCCCUGACGGCUUCCCCGCGGACACGAAAGGAACACACUUACGGGAAAACGGCGAAUUAAGAGUGACAAAAGUGUUAGAACCUUAUGAAGAAAAGUUGCGUUUGACGGAAGAAUUCAUCAAGAAACCGGAGAAGUUAGACGGGGAUACCUUACGCAGGAAUUCACGACUAAAGUGGCUGUCAGGUUGGCAAUAAUAACGUAGUAUUAAAUUUAGUAAACUUUAUUGUGUUUAUUAUUAA
Zophobas morio is the source of this 626-nucleotide messenger RNA. RefSeq names its product large ribosomal subunit protein uL30m (gene mRpL30). Lineage: Eukaryota; Metazoa; Arthropoda; Insecta; Coleoptera; Tenebrionidae. Gene Ontology annotation, biological process: translation. Gene Ontology annotation, molecular function: structural constituent of ribosome. The coding region runs from base 48 to 581 and encodes 177 amino acids. Gene Ontology annotation, cellular component: mitochondrion; large ribosomal subunit. The transcript is spliced from 2 exons. The record is from RefSeq and is a predicted model, not a curated record.